AAUUACAACGACUCGCUUAGUGCAGGGAGAAAAUAUCCCGGAAAAGGCUUGUGCUCUCUCUUUCUCUCUCUCUCUCUCUCUCUCUGGAAGAAAUCCUUUUUCGAAUUCUCGCGUUUACACGACGAAGCGUUUUACGAUAACACAUUGUUUCUGAGUAGGGGGCGUAGAAUUUCACGAGAAUUUAUCAGUUCCACAAAUGUUGUCGACAGCCUACCGAUACCCGGUUGUGCAAUCGACAAAUAACGCGCGCGGGACCGAUGAUUUAGGGAUCGGAGCAAUCAGCAGGCUUUGUAUGCACGGCGCUUCGUUUACUCUGGUAAUGUGAAUAUCGGCUCUGUAUUACUGCAAAAUCUUCCCAGCGAUCACUGGCGAAUCAGCGGACGCUAAACGUUUCGGGCGAUUGAAAUUUGCGUCCGAUUGAAUUUUCAGACUAGGAUCAAUUCGCGUCUAAAUUAUGGCACAUUCGCGCGCAAUCGUGGCGACACCGAGACUAGACGACGACGACGACAACGACGCCAGCGCACAUCUCUUUUCUUGCGUUUCGUAUUAAAACGAACGCGGAAAUGACGUCUCGCUUCAUGAAUAUUGCAACACGCGCCAACCAUACCUCUGCAAUCGGUUACUUUCGUAAUCGCUCUCCGGUAUUUGUAAGCAAUGUCGACGCGUCAAUCGCCUUGUGGGCCAUUCCCGUUACCGUGACAUAAAUUAAUCGCCAUCGCGAUUUUUCCGCCGUCGUCUAACGGAAAGAAGGACAUUCGGAGGAAGUCUAACAUGCCAAUAAUCGUCAUCUUAUCGAUUCUCGGAUAGGAUUAUUAUGUCCCGCAAUGCAGGAUAGAAGCGAUAACCUGAUUUAUCUUAUCGAACAUUUAAUAUAUCUGUUUAGUGUAAACUAGAAGGAGGAUUUGGUAACAAGUUCCAAAAUUUUAUUGAUAUAUGUCCACCGAAUAUUUGAUCACUGCAACAACAAAAUUUAGUUCCGUAUAUUGCAGUGUAGUUCUGCACACUGUAUGUACAGUAUACAAUAUAUAUUUACAAAGUUUCUCGAAUUAUAUUGCGCGUCAAAUAUUUUUCUAUCUCCCAUAUAUACUACGACGGGAGAGAAACCGCACGUUCUUUCCGUGAACAAUACGGCUAACCGCAAUUUCCUAGAAAGAUACUUUAUCGUUGACAUUACUCGUUUAAUAUUGCAUUUUACAUUAUAGCAAUGCAAAAAAAAAACACGGACGCAUUUAUCUCGAUUGGACGUGAGUUUUCGCGCAGCCGAGACACGGGACAUUAAGAAAACCAUUUGAUAAAAAGCCGAACGACAACGCGUAAUAUAUGUACGAGGAGCGAUGAUCGAUAUCGUCUAGACGAAACCUUUUGGAGGGUGAAUUCGGUGAGAGUUUCCAAGUGUUCAGCGCGCUUUAGUGUUCUACGUUUCCGCUUGACGUUCGAUUGUAGCGUCUCAUAUAUGAGAAGACGCGAGAGGGAGGGUUAGAAAUAGAUACUCUAAAGUGUUUUCUGGCAACAUCCGCUGGGGGACUUGAUAUUUCUCCGGUAUGGAGAGCCACGUGGCUACAUGGUGGAGCAGAAGCGAUACACAGAAGUUAUUUUGGCCAUUAUAAAUUGAACAACUCGGCAAACGUGUACCGAUCGUCGUAUUAAUCUCGGAUUGACUUGCCGAGGGGUCAGGGUUCACCCUCACCAAUCUCUAUUAUUUUAGGAUCAAGGGGUUAUCGUACAUGUAGAUCACGUGUGCUCUGUUUUUCUGUCGUAUCUUUAAUUCAUUCCAAUUUCCUUUCGGUUUAUUUUAUUUUCAAAAAAGGUGCCGCCGUCUCUUCGUCACGGUGUUUGUUUCGCAGUUUUAACCAGCGUGUACGAGAGCGCGUGUCUCACCUCACGCUCACCCGCGUAUUACGAGGACUCGGUAACGUGGAAAGAUUUUCCAGCGUCUGUAAACCUAUUCAUUAUACUACUUGCAGACCAGAAUCCGCUGUAUAUGAUGAAAGGGGCUUAUUAGUAUGCUGGAUAAGCGGCGGCUUCAUGCCUCCGGUACGUCGCCAUGCACCCUCAUCUUCGUGGUCGUUUUGGCACUAACUGGAUGCGUCUCGUUUUGGAUCCAUAUCGAUGGCUCAGGAUCGCCGAUACCGUACUCAGGCGUCGGUGUGGCCGCGCCCGGGUAUACCCUUAUAUAUCCCGGCAACGUCACCACGCUGUCGCCGCAGCCCUACUCGAUAAACGAACUUCCGUCCGAUGACAAAUCCACGCUAAUCAACAUCAAGGACUUCAGGUUUACCAUCAACCACAGUCCGUGCAAUCGCACGCAGCCGUUGCUGCUGAUGCUGGUGCACUCGGCGCCGGAGAAUUUUCUCAAGAGGCACGUCGUACGGGAGACCUGGGGUCAGCAAACGCCGGACGUGACUUUAUUAUUUCUCGUGGGACACUCGGCGAAGUAUCAGUCCAAGCUCGAGGAGGAGAACAAGAAAUACCAAGACUUAAUACAGGGAAACUUUCUCGAUGCCUACAGAAAUAUGACUUACAAGCACGUUAUGGGAUUAAAGUGGGCUACUUAUUAUUGUCCAAGUGCCAAAUAUAUACUUAAAUUAGACGACGACGUUUUCGUUCAUUUACCGGCCAUGCUGGACUUUCUCACGCAUGACCUGUCGCCCUGGGGUGCAAGACGUCUGAUUCUCUGUGAUCUUCUGUCGGCUUCCGCGGUAAAGAGGUCCUGGCGCUCGAAAUGGCGGGUCUCCCCCCAGGAGUACCCCGGUAGACUUUAUCCCGCGUACUGUGCCGGAUGGGCGAUCCUCUACUCGCCCGAUAGUGUAUUUAUACUGUACCGUGAGGCCCAGAAGGAGCCGUAUUUCUGGAUCGACGACGUGCACAUUACCGGGACACUGGCUAGGAAAGUAAAUCUAACGCAAACCUCACUACACUCUUGGGUGUUGACGAGCAAGAGCAUGCGGGACCUGCUGUCGAAGCCGGGCGCCCGACGGGAUUUUCUGUUCGGGCCUCCGGACUUAACGGAGAGCGGAAUACGAGCCUUACAUAGUUUGGUUACUAAACCACGGCCUAGCAGCGAAAGCCUAUUGAACUAACGUCUAAUAGAACAAUUUCGUUUAUAUGUAAUAUCGGUCACCGCCGUAACCGCCGCGACCGAGUCACAGGGUGGGAGAUGAUAUCGAGGCGCGAAGGAAGCGAAGCGGUCGAGCGGAUUCAGCAGGACGCGCUCUCUGUGCUACUUUCCGCAUAUGAUAUUAAUUCCGCAUCAGUACGCCCCGCGCAGAUGUCGUCGUUUUCGACACGUUUCAGCGACGGUGUUCGAUUAUUAGCACAAUGUACAAACGCCAUGCUACGCAUAAUAUGUGACAUGAUGGUGCGUUACGCGACACGUGUGUUGCGCGCAGUGAACGCGCAUGCGUGUGCGUAACAGACUAUUGUGGUGUGAGAUUUCGUCUGAUUUCUCGAUAUUAUUUACGUCUCGAUAUUAUUACGUCGGAUCACUCAAACUGUUUACUUCGGUUUCUACUCGCUCAUCUAGUUUUUAAUUUUAAGCAUUCGUUCCGCCUUUAAAAACGUUAUUCUGGACUGUGUUAUUCAACAUAAUCGGGGCUCGUGAGCGCGAAAGUUUCUUUUAAUACUCUUUUCCUUCAGAACGUCGGCGUUGUGUUACUUUUAUGCCGUAUAGUAUUUUCUGAAUCUCCGAUUAUUCGAGCGACCGUCGCAUCGCUGCACGGAAGUGAGAAUAAUACGUCACUUGGUACUUUUCAUCCGUUUUCUUGUGUAUACAAAAUCGGUGUAGAACGCACAUGUACGCACGCACACAUAGCUUAUGAGAGCACACGAGACAGCUCACGAGCCCUGAUUAUUGCAAUUACACAAAUCUCAAGGUGAAUCUCAAGAGGUCCGUUUAUAGUCCAGGAUACGAAUUCGUUGCUAAGAAGGGAGGAGAAAGAGAGAUCGGAUAUUUUUUUAUUUACACUUACGAAAAUGCCAACGGUGCGAAGGUGUUUUAGCAUUAGUACAUAUUAAAGACGGCGAAAUUAUAACGCGAAACUUACCGUGCAUCUCGCGCGAUCGAAAUGUCCUUCCUCUCGCGACGACGACGACCACGAUGAUGACGGAUAUGCGAGGAAGGGAAUGUUGAUUUUAAUCGCGCCAAUUUUCCCGUCAGUCGCCGACAAGCGAGGGGCGGGAGUCGAGGGGGAGGUUCUCGUUCUCGCGAAGCCACACUUGUGAAUGUACUUAAAUGUAAUGUAAUGACGGACAAGUUUAUGAUAUUACAUUGUUACGCAAAGAAGCAUUAAAACGAAUCGAAUUAAUACUGUUACGUAGCAACAAGUACAACCCCGAAACAAGGGUCCACUCGCAACUAGAUUACAGAGAUCGCUGAUAUCUGUCCGUGUUUUUGAAUGUCUAUAGAUUUUUUAUCCGUGAAUCCGUUGGAUUAAAUACCCCGAUUGUUCCGGUACGAUGAGGGAGGAGUAUGUGCCUGCAAAUUGUACUAAAAAGAAAAGAAGAAAAACGUGCCGAGCGCGAAGAGACGGUCGCGCGCUAGCUCUUAGUUAACUGGCGAUUUCGUUAGGAUCGAUGUGACGUCGAUGUGACGACGAAUAACCAUAACCGGUGUAAUGUCACCUCGCAUACUGUACUGUGUCGCGUUUUCUAUCUCUGAGAUACAACGAAUGCGUCUACGUCUCCACAAGGAGACACAUACACACACAUACACACCCGCAUACAUACGAGAUUCUAGCUCGCCGCAAAAAGCGCGACGCCCCACCGUUCGAGGCCGCAUUUUCUCUCUCUCGCGAUCGCGCGCACGCGAUGAAACGGGNGGGGGGGGGGGGGGGGGAGACGAAGCAUACUCGGGCUCCGCCGUCGUUACUUCAAGUACGCCAAGCGAAUUAUGAUCGUGAACAGUGAACGAUGUGUUCGCACUCGAUUAUAGUCGAUAAUACGAUCCGGUGGCUGUUAGUUACUGAAUACGUCACAUACGCAUUGUCUCGCUCCAUAUGAAUAUUCUCAAACUUUUUUACUCGUGUACCGUCGUUCAAUUCUGUUCUUUCCUUUUUUAUUUUCCCUUCAUGUAGAGAGAAGAAUCAUGCUCAUCGUGUGUCAUUGUUUCGGGAUGGAAGUAUCUCUAUUGCGACGUCGUCAACGUACGAGAUUGCGUAGCAUAAUAUAACAUAAUCUUUGUGAUGAAGUAAAUACUGAUAAUUUCAAUAAACGAUGGAUUAUUUCAAUUAUA
Dinoponera quadriceps is the source of this 5230-nucleotide messenger RNA. RefSeq names its product beta-1,3-galactosyltransferase 5. Gene Ontology annotation, cellular component: membrane. Lineage: Eukaryota; Metazoa; Arthropoda; Insecta; Hymenoptera; Formicidae. The record is from RefSeq and is a predicted model, not a curated record. Gene Ontology annotation, molecular function: hexosyltransferase activity. The coding region runs from base 2004 to 3080 and encodes 358 amino acids. The transcript is spliced from 3 exons.